AGUUUUCUAUUUGGAAGGCAGCGCACCGUCCCGAGGUAACCAGAAUCCAACGGCACCGAGGUGCGAUCAACCCGAGCUUGGAUGAAACGUUAAGGGGAAGAACGCAAACCGGCAGUGGCAGCUAUAGAGAAGCACUGACACUAUUUGGAAUCGGGAGAGAGCGAGGUAGCGAGAUCGCAGUCAACGGGGUCGCGUUGGAUAAGCUUAUUCUGUCAGUUGAACAGAUGUUGGGUUAUUUGAGUAGCACGCAGACUGGCCAUGUGAAUAGUAGCCUAUUGCAAAAUUAACCUGGACAGACAACAGAAAGAAGGCGUUGCAGUGGUGUUCGUGUGUUUAUACACACCGAUAAUAGACAAGUUCUCAACAUCCGAACAUCUGGAUUUAUGAAGCGAAUACACCUGUCCUGUGUAGGAGCGUGAACGUCUUUUACAUGAAAACCGUUCAGGUGAAAUGGUGAAGGAUCUCAGGAUACAUUUGGAAUCAUCUUUGGACACCCUUGAAAAGGAAACGCUUUUACUCAUUUAUAUAUUCCAUUGAUUUAUAUCUAUAAUUCUGACCCAAUUGUCUAAAACAGGACUAAAUUUAACAAAUAGAAUAGGCUAUAAAUGGUAUCAUUAUUAUUAGUAGGACUGGACUCUGCAAGACAAGGAAUUUACUCAAUCGACUGUCUCGCUCGGUGACUCACUGUGAGAAAUUGACUCGCCAGCUGGAACCAAUAACCAACUCUACAAAGUGACACAUUUGGAUACUUGCCGGUGCUCUACAGUAGCCUACGUGCAUGUGUGUGUCUUUACAGAGUGGGGAUACACCGACCGGACUACGGUAACCGGCCGUCCCCGCGCGCCUGCAUAAUAAAUGCCCAUCAGCCGGUCGUGCGAGGCUCUCGAGGCUGGGCGGCAAGAUGAAUUCGUGGGUCCUGCUGCUGGCGGCGCUCGCCACGGGGUGUCUGCGGUUUGGAAGCGCUGAGGGAGAUCCUCUCCCACUAUCGUUAGUAGAGCUGGUGAGAACCAGUCCCAUCUCUUCUAUAGAGGACCUGCAACAGCUGCUGGAGCAAGAGACUGACUCACAGGAGGUGGAGCCAGAUGAACCAUCGGCCAAUGAGAUUCAUUCAAAUGACACCCGUGGAAGAUACAGGAGAAAUCUAGUAGAUGCCCAGCCAGCCCAGCAGGCGGUGUGUAAGGUUAGGACAGAGGUCAUGGAGGUCACCAGAGCCAUGCUUGACCGACGCAAUGCCAACUUCCUGUUGUGGCCGCCGUGUGUGGAGGUGCAGCGCUGCUCUGGCUGCUGUAACACCAGAAUGCUACAGUGCGUCCCCACGGUUACCCAGACACGAUAUCUACAGGUAACAAGGAUCCAAUACAUCGAUAAGAGACCCCACUACGACAAGGCGGUGAUCUCAGUGGAAGACCACGCCUCCUGCCGCUGCCAGACACACCCCUCGGCCACAGCUGCAGCCAGGUCCACCUCCCUCCCCCCUCCUCCCCCCCGACUCACCCCCAAACCCCCCUCCCUCUCCAAGGAAGACCUCCAUCGCCAUGACAAUAUGAAGGCCAAUCAGAGGUUCCAUGUGGAUGACAGGGGGCAGCUGGAGAGACAGUGGCAGAACAAGUACACCCUGUCACACACACAGCCACGGACACACACACAGACACACCCAAUGGCAGGGUCAGGGACGCAGGUAGGGACACACACACAGCCACGGACACACACACAGACACACCCAAUGGCAGGGUCAGGGACGCAGGUAGGGACACACACAGACACACACACACAGAUGGGUCCCUCUCAUGAGCUCCCUAUAGGGCAUGGCAGUGGGUAUGAGGGGGGGAGAGGGGAGGAGAGAGGGUCACAAACACCCCACCGCACCCACACUGACACACAGCCCAACACAGGAGAGAGGCAACACAUUGACAACACAGAGAGGACACAGGAGAUAGUAAGACAGCAACAACUACAACAGUACUACCAACAACAACAAUAUCUACAACAACAGCGACAAUAUCAACAACAACACCAUCAACAACAUCAACAACAACAGUACCAACCAUACAGCCAAGAGCCAGAGCUCAGGACUCAAUACAAACACAACGCUCCCCAAUCCGACAGCAGCGGACCACCUGACACAAAACAACCGGCCAAUCACAAACCAGAACUGGUCCACAGCAACACAGAACCGACCGAUGAUAAUGACUCAAGCACAGAGGUGGCCAAUAGAGACGCUCUAAAGGAUACAGAGUUCACCAGCCUGGGACAGGCAGUGACAGAAGUGACCAAUCACGGAAAGGAGGACGAUAAAGAGCGACACAGCCAGACAGAGCUGUCCAAUCAGGAACAAAAACACUCAGAGUCGACCAAUCAGGGUGACUCUGUCACAGAGGAGGAGAGCAGGAAGAAACUUCUAGAACUCUUACAGAGAGAACUGGGCCAGAAACAACAGCAUCAUCCUCCUCAUCCUCAUCUUCCUCAUCAAGACCAUCAUCAUCCUCACCAUCGUCAGUCUCGAACACAAACUACCACCACACAAAGACCAGUGCCGCCCGCGUUGUCCUCCAGCAGGGCCCCAGGGUGGUCCCCCAGCACCCCUUCCCCUCCCCCCAAGCCCCCCCAGGGCCCGUUCAGACCGGCCCUUCCCCGCGGACGCAGGAGGAGGAAACACCGGAGCCGCAUCAGCAAGGCUGCCCUCCGAACCAUGAUCAUGUAGAGAGAUGGCAACUGGGUCGACUGUUUGCCGGGCCCACCCAGGGUCGUGUUCAUUGGGCACCAAACGGAAGAAAACGGACUGAAACAGGGACAACAUGGAAUAAACCCUAAUUUCUUGUUUUAUAAAACAUUGUGUGUCCUAAUGAAUACGGAGGGAUAAUGCCUGGCUAUGGAACCUCAGGAUGGACACUGGAGACUGGCCAGCACUUCUGGACUCUACUGCUGGCUAUGGAACCUCCGGAUGGACACUGGAGACUGGCCAGCACUUCUGGACUCUACUGCUGGCUAUGGAACCUCCGGAUGGACACUGGAGACUGGCCAGCACUUCUGGACUCUACUGCUGGUUAUGGAACCUCAAGAUGGACACUGGAGACUGGCCAGCACUUCUGGACUCUACUGCUGGCUAUGGAACCUCAAGAUGGACACUGGAGACUGGCCAGCACUUCUGGACUCUACUGCUGGCUAUGGAACCUCAAGAUGGACACUGGAGACUGGCCAGCACUUCUGGACUCUACUGCUGGCUAUGGAACCUCAAGAUGGACACUGGAGACUGGCAGGCACUUCUGGACUCUACUGCUGGCUAUGCUAACAGACAUUACUGCAGGCUGUGUCAAUCUUUGCACCCCAGAAUGUAGCAUGUAGCAUCUUUCUAUAAAAAAUCUGCUAGCUUUAUUUAAACCGCGAUAUCAAGACAAUGGACAAUCUCAGACAGAGACUCCUUAGAAAGGAGGUAGUUCUGGAUGUUUAACACUGGAAGUAGAGUGAUGUAACCUUUGAAAAAGGAGCUAAGCAAACUACAUCUCCCAUCAGCCAUUGGCUUGUAUAAUUCUAGCCCCGCCUACUUUGAACACUGGCUACUGAUUGGACAGUUAAGGAGGGUGUUCGGUGGAUAUUAUUAGAUUGCUUGCUGCAACAGCCAUUGAUUGGUUGAUUUAGAUGCCAUGGAACACGCCCCUCUCUACAGCUUGACUAUGAUUGGUUGCUGAGAAUAGAACUGAAAUCUUAUUGUCCCAAAAUGGUGCUUGAGGCCAUCUAUUUCUAAAAAACAAUGCAAAGCUUGGAUGUGAAUAUUUUCACUGGAAUGUACUGGGUUGACAAUGGAAACUGUUCUCAGAUAAACAAUGUUAUCCUACUGGUGUAACUGGGAUAACUGUCCUGGGAAUAUGACUGGUGUAACUGGGGAUAACUGUCCUGGGAAUAUGACUGGUGUAACUGGGAUAACUGUCCUGGGAAUAUGACUGGUGUAACUGGGAUAACUGUCCUGGGAAUAUGACUGGUGUAACUGGGAUAACUGUCCUGGGAAUAUGACUGGUGUAACUGGGGAUAACUGUCCUGGGAAUAUGACUGGUGUAACUGAGGAUAACUGUCCUGGGAAUAUGACUGGUGUAACUGGGAUAACUGUCCUGGGAAUAUGACUGGUGUAACUGGGGAUAACUGUCCUGGGAAUAUGACUGGUGUAACUGGGAUAACUGUCCUGGGAAUAUGACUGG
This is a messenger RNA of Oncorhynchus masou masou (cherry salmon), 4190 nucleotides long. Its product is annotated as myb-like protein Q. Gene Ontology annotation, molecular function: platelet-derived growth factor receptor binding; growth factor activity. The record is from RefSeq and is a predicted model, not a curated record. Lineage: Eukaryota; Metazoa; Chordata; Actinopteri; Salmoniformes; Salmonidae. Bases 902 to 2701 code for a protein of 599 amino acids. Gene Ontology annotation, cellular component: membrane. The transcript is spliced from 7 exons. Gene Ontology annotation, biological process: positive regulation of cell population proliferation; positive regulation of protein autophosphorylation; positive regulation of ERK1 and ERK2 cascade.